UUGUCCCAUCGGAGCACUCACAUUUCCCACAUCCUCUGAAGGCAGCAGGAUACAUCCAGUCAGCGCGCGCCGCGGACGUUAGUUAGUAGUAGUAAAAGCCAUGUAAAAAUGGCGGAGCUACAGAUGCUGCUGGAGGAGGAAAUUCCUGCGGGACGGAGAGCGUUACUGGACAGUUUUACCAACCUGGAGAGAGUGGCGGAGUACUGCGAGAGCAACUAUGUCCAGUCUGCAGACAAGGAGCGAGCGCUGGAGGAAACGAAGAGCUACACCACUCAGUCUCUGGCCAGCGUCGCCUACCUCAUCAACACGCUGGCCAACAAUGUGCUACAGAUGCUGGACAUCCAGGCCUCGCAGCUCCGCCGCAUGGAGAGCUCCGUCAACCAUAUUUCACAGACCGUCGAUAUUCACAAGGAGAAGGUGGCAAGGCGGGAAAUCGGCAUCUUGACCACCAACAAGAACACGUGUCGUUCUCAUAAAAUUGUUGCUCCGUCCAAUCCAGAGAGGCCGGUGCGCUAUAUCAGGAAGCCCAUCGACUACGGUGUGCUGGAUGACAUAGGACAUGGAGUCAAGUGGUUGUUGAGGUUCAAGGUGAACGGCCAGCAGAACAUGAAACUAGGAGGGGGUCUGUCACGGUCGAAUCCCCCAACUCAGAAACCACCCAGCCCUCCAAGGGCGGGCAAGGGCAUCUUAGGGAAGAAUUCCCCCUACAGGACACUGGAACCAGUUCGCCCUCCAGUGGUGCCCAAUGAUUAUGUCUCCAGUCCGACCAGAAACAAUAUGGCUGUCGGUCAGCUUCCUAGUCCGGUUCGCACUGCCACCCUCAACCAUCGACCCCGAACAUACAGUGGUAGCAGUGGAGGCAGCCAUCCCAGCAGCAGCAGUCGGAGCAGCAGCAGGGAGAACAGUGGCAGCGGCUGUGUGGGCAUUCCCAUCGCCGUGCCGACCCCGUCUCCACCCUCCACCUUCCCAGUUUCCCCGACUGCUGGUCCAGCUAGCACUUCCUCCACAGCUCCCAACUCCUCCCCUUCUCCCUCCCCUACUCCUUCCUCCUUCUCCUCCUCUUCCUCCUCCACCACAACCUUAACACAACCCAACGCACCUUUGCCACCAAACUCACCUCCACAACACAGCGACUCACCUCCUCAGCCAAACUUACAAUCGAACGCACCAAUCGCCAGCACCCCCCCACCCUCUAACCCCUCACCCAGCACCUCUGAGGUCCAGUCAGAACUGUCCCCCCUCCUUCCUCCUGUCCCUCCUCCUCCACUUUCUUCCUCCUCUUCCUCCUCUUCACCUGCUGAAGGUCCUAUUGUUCCUCAGUUCUACAGCAUGAACCGGCCUCAGCCUCGACAGCAGGCACCACAGGUAGGGGGAUCACUACCGUACCGCCGCCCCCCCUCUGUAACUGGUCAGCCAAUUGUCACACAGAACCAGGUCAAUGGUGGUCCCUACUAUAACCAGAGUCCAGCCUCCCCUCCACCACCCUCCAUCCUCCAGUUCACGCCUCAGCUUCCUCUUAUGGGAUUUGUUGCUCGAGUUCAGGAGUCCAUUUCAGACACUCCUCCUCCGCCUCACCCAGCCAAUGAGAGCCAGUCUGGGCCCGAGGAGCCACUGUCCACUACUCCUCAGCCACAGGAAGACGGACAUGAAGAGGAGGAUUCAGCUGUAGUGGAGUACAAUGAUCCUUAUGCGGAAGAAGAUCCACCGUGGGCUCCUAGAAGCUAUCUUGAGAAAGUGGUGGCCAUCUAUGACUACGCAGCCGACAAGGAGGAUGAGUUGUCAUUUCAGGAGGGAGCAAUCAUCUACGUCGUCAAGAAGAAUGAGGACGGGUGGUUUGAAGGCGUGAUGAACUCCACCACCGGCCUCUUCCCCGGAAACUAUGUUGAGUCCAUUAUGCACUACGCUGACUGAGGAAGACCUUGGUUUAGUUUCUUUGAUCUGAACUAGAGAAGAAAAGUUUGAUUCCAGUUUUUAGACUCACUCUAACCAAUCACAAUCAGGUCAGAGCUUAUGAAGAAAAAACUGCAUUUUAUUAGUCCUAGUAUUGUUUAUUAGAGAGAGAGAGUCUAUAUCUUACCCAUAAGGCCUUUUGUUUAGUGGUUCACGUUAAGUUACCUCCACUGAACUUGUCUUGUUGGAGGACUGAGAGCUAUUUCUGUUGUCUUGGUUCUAAAAUUUGAAACGUAUCGACACUAGUAGCGUUUCGCCUACCUACAAGUAUAAAGAUGACGAAGCCUUGUUGUGUUUCUUCUUCUUCUUCCUCUUCCCAGUUAAACUCAAAGAAGUAGUGAAAUGUGAAAACACUGCCGUCAUCUGUUUUGUCAGACAUGCAACAGCAUUUCUACUGAGCUCUGUUUUUCCUGUACAGGCUACUAUACUCACUAUGAAACAGCGCCUUGCAUGCAGUUGUGUUUACUGACAGACUUCAUUUUUUAAAAUUGUCAUGUGUCACCUGGCAUUUAAGAUUUGUCUGUACAUAAUUGUCUGCAUUACAGAGGAUUCAGUCUCUUAAGAAGCAAUACAUUACAUCAGAUCACUCUAACUAAACCAGCUUAAACAGCAAUAACCCCCCUCAAGACUAACAAAAAUUUUAGGUUACUAAAAUGUUUAUAUUGUGUGAGAAGUUCCACAACUCCUCAAACUCUCCAACAAAUCCAGUAUGGGUAAAUGUUCAUAAAUUUACUGACAAAUCAUAGGUGAGGCGCGUUUUUUAUUGGAGCAAAAAACAUAAAAGCAAAUAAGAUACAAUGGCAAAGACAUAAUAAAUCAAUAUUAUAUUUAAUAUGCAUAUCAUAUCAUAAUAUGCAUAUGUUGAAGUGCAGUUAUUCUUGGACUGAUGCUGACAGUUUGAAGAUUUUGAAGAACUUAAGGCUUUUACCUAAACUGUGUUUAUUAAUUAUUAGUCUUAUUACUCUAUUCUGAGAAAUCAGAUGAAUUUAACAGACAUGUUUAUUUAAUGCUAAAGUUAUAGAAAGCUAACUACACUGCUAAAGUCAGAGCUCCAUCUCAAGUGAAAGCUAGCUUUAAAUGAUAAUCAAUUAACAGCUGUUAAGGCAUCUCUUAAGAAGCAUACGUGAAAGAAUUUGUCAUUCUGAUUGUCCAGUUACCUGGAGAGAUACUUUCAUCCUGUGUAUCAGUUGAAACACGACCCAUAAUGAAAUCCAAAUGGUGUCUUAAAGAGUUGUUUCUGGUUAAACCAGGCUAAGCCUUAGCUAAAAGUAAAGCCAAGUUCAGUGUGAUUUCCCCAUCAAAACAUACAUUUUAUAAAAUCUAAAUCACCUCAUGGUGGGGAUUAAAAUAAAGCUAGCUUAGCAUAUCUCAGUAGCUGCUUUGAAUCAUGAAGGUCAGUCAUUAGGUGGAUACACUGCCUUUAAACCACCGACUUGCAUGUGAAACAUAUGUAAAUAUGUUGGUAUUUGAAGCACUUGACUCUUAUAAGCUAUAAGCAGUAAAUUUUGUUUAAAAUUUACUAAACAUAGGUCAGAAAUGUAAGGGAACGCAAUUUAUAUAAAAAAAAAAUCCAGAGGCCAAGUGCACUAUAUGCAGUUUUUACCCUUUGUGUAAGUUUAUGCUCUAAAAAAUUAAAGAAAGCACAGCAAUUUAAAACAAUAUUCUAAUAAUUCUAAACCAGUCAAAAGCUUGGACACACUUUCUCAUUGGAUUGAAUGAGAAGGCAUGUCCAAACUUUGACUGGUAGUGUAUGUGAGAUAUACUAGUUGAACUAGAAACUAACCAGCUAAAACCUAAAACUCCCCUUUCAGUACUUAUUUAAAUUUUGUAAGAUAUUCCUUUUAAUUUUGGUAAUUUUCUUGGAAGUAUUUGCAGGAAUACCAGAGCCCAGUUCCUCUCAUGGUGUAGACAAAUCUUAAAACUCACCACUAAAAACGAAAAGAAGUUUUGACACAUGUAUUGCAUUAAAUCUGGUCGUUAAGGUCAGACCCUCUAGUGAAGUUAUUAUUCGGCUGAUACCAAACUGCACCAGGAAAUUGAAGUAUUCAUCUUGAAUUAACAUGUAUAAGAAGUUCUCCCCCUCCUUCACAUCUGAGCCUUUUGAUUUCACCUUGGUUUCCUGUAGUUGUGUAGUUAUCCUCACAAAUCGCCAGGUAGAGAUUCUGGACCUGUUGCCAGUUUGAAGUUUACAGUAUGUUUGCCUGCAUGCCUGAAUUGCAGUAUAUAACUGACAUUUUUAUUCACCUUGUUUUCAUAUUCUCUGUAUUUUAUUUUAUUUUUCUUUCUGUGGUUUGAUUGACUUGCUUCAGUCUCGUCUGAUCAGCUGGAGGUUGUGAUGUUCUUGUGCAGUGUCUUGGUUGUUACGGCCCUUUAACAGAAGUCCUUUGUUGAUGGACUUUACGCUGACCUAUAUAGAGGGUGAUAUUUUUCUGUGUUUUGUGGUGUGAAUGCAGAUCUGUGUGUGUAUGUGUGUGAACCAGUAUGAACCAAACCUUCCCUCGUGGACUGAAGUGACUGUGGACCUGAAGACAGUGUGUCCUUGUUGUACAGUGUUAUUUAAGAGGGCAUUUCACAACAAAAAACCAGAGUAUGUUCAUUUUGUACCUUUAUCGUCUCACAGAGAAAACUGUUUGGUCAAAAAACAUUUUCCACCAGGCUUUAACAUAGUUUGGUUGCAAUUAAUUAUUAUUUAUGUUACCAAUCUGUAUGUUUUUUUUUUUAAAUAACUGAUUAAUUAUUUGGCUUAUAACUUGACAGUAAAUAGUGAAAAACUAAAUUACAAAAUAAAAAAUCUAAUAAAAACAAGUCAAAAACCGUAAUAACUUGUCAGCAAGUUUGAAUCGGUCUAGAUCAAACAUAUAAGAGUCUUCAACAUUUCUUGCAUACUCUGGCUUUUGUUGUUGCCUGCAUUAUCCCUUUAAAGUGUGGCCUGAACAAUUAGAUGAUCUGUGAAAUGUUAAACUUCUCCGAGCCAUAUUCUUUGUUUUUUACCAGGAAGCCGCUUCGACGUCUUUACUUAAUUAUCAAACCUUUAACAGCUCCAUUCUGUAUCCAUAGUCACAUGUGCAAUGAAAAUAUUGAAUCUUUCAAGGAAAACUUUUGUUUUAUUGCUUUGAGUUUUACUACAAAACCACUUUUACAGUGCAUUGAAUUGGUGGAAUUUAAACAGAAAUAUAAACUUUCUCCUGGGUUGUUUCACUUGAGCCUCAGAAUUUAUUGCUUUUAUUAAAAUUCUUCUUCACAGUCCGAAGGAUCUUCCUGGUAGAAAACAGCAACCGGAGAAGCUUUUUGCUUUCCACAAAAAGAACCAUGACUGAAAGCACAUCGCUCCUUUGUAAGAAAGAAGCAAAGUGAAAUUAUUCAGUAAAUGUUUUAACAGCC
This is a messenger RNA of Mugil cephalus (flathead mullet), 5331 nucleotides long. RefSeq names its product abl interactor 2-like. The record is from RefSeq and is a predicted model, not a curated record. The coding region runs from base 109 to 1911 and encodes 600 amino acids. NCBI's taxonomy places the organism in Eukaryota, Metazoa, Chordata, Actinopteri, Mugiliformes, Mugilidae. Gene Ontology annotation, cellular component: lamellipodium. Gene Ontology annotation, molecular function: SH3 domain binding. The transcript has 12 exons.